GUUCGAGUGAAAGCUGCUCUAAACAGGCAAUCAAAAACUCGACUUAUCGGACCAAACUGUCCUGGUAUUAUCAAACCUGGAGAAUGUAAGAUUGGAAUCAUGCCUGGGUAUAUCCAUAAGCCGGGGCGUAUUGGAAUUGUUUCACGAUCGGGUACUUUGACCUAUGAAGCGGUUUUUCAAACAACUGCUGUUGGCUUGGGACAAUCAACCUGUGUUGGCAUUGGCGGUGAUCCCUUCAAUGGAACGAAUUUUGUUGAUUGUAUUAAAAGAUUUUUACCGGAUCCUCAGACUGAAG
Molecule: messenger RNA, 295 nt
Organism: Dendrobium catenatum
Lineage: Eukaryota; Viridiplantae; Streptophyta; Magnoliopsida; Asparagales; Orchidaceae
Product: succinate--CoA ligase [ADP-forming] subunit alpha, mitochondrial-like
Exons: 2
Biological process (GO): tricarboxylic acid cycle
Cellular component (GO): succinate-CoA ligase complex (ADP-forming); mitochondrion
Molecular function (GO): succinate-CoA ligase (ADP-forming) activity; succinate-CoA ligase (GDP-forming) activity
Source: RefSeq, a predicted model, not a curated record